UAUCCCUCCCUUUGCCUGUGUUCAUCUGCUCCAGCUGUCGGUCUCCCCGCUCACUCUCUCAGGGUCACACAGGCAGCGGUUCAAGGGAUCACUUCUGAAUGCCAACUCAUCUGGGACGGACGCAGCCAGCAGACGGACACGCCGGCCACAGGGAGGCUUAGACGCAGAAGACCCAUUGGAAAAGAUCCAGGCAUACGUCCUGCUCUGUCCAUCGCAGGGUCUCGGCUUCAGAGCUCAGCUGCCUGUCUGACAGUCGUUGUGUGUGUAUGUUUGUGUGCAUGUUUUCCGCAAGAUUGCCCAUCAGAUAGUGCAUUAGUAUGCAGGGCUCUUGUGUGUCAGUUUUGUGUGUGUGCAUAUGUGUGUCUGUGCUCCUCCGCAGUGCGAUUUCACAGUCACAUAUAAGAACUAGCACUUACACGGAAUGCACAGAUGGGUAUCACUGGGACCCCCAGACUGAACACUGCAAAGACAUAAACGAGUGUGAGACCAUUCCAGAUGCCUGCAAGGGGGAAAUGAAGUGCUUCAACCACUACGGAGGCUACCUGUGCCUCCCUCGCUCUGCGUCAGUCAUCCCCGCUCCCGAGCCGUCCAUCACCCCCACUGAGCCCUUUAACCCUUGCCCGCAGGGCUACGAGCAGGACGGAGACAGCUGCGUGGACGUCGACGAGUGUGAGCGACAGGAACACGACUGCCAGCCCAGCCAGCAGUGCAUCAACACCCUGGGUGCCUUCGACUGUCAGUGCCCCCGCGGUUACAACAAGGUUGGCACGGAGUGCAUCGACAUAGACGAGUGCAGGUACAGGUACUGCCAGCAUCGCUGCGUCAACGUGCCCGGCUCCUUCUCCUGUCAGUGCGAGCCUGGCUUCCAGCUGGGAGGAAACAACAGAUCCUGUGUCGAUGUAAACGAGUGUGAGAUGGGCGCCCCCUGCUCUCAAAGGUGCUUCAACACGUACGGCACCUUCAUGUGUCGCUGCGAUCAGGGCUACGAGCUCGCGCCCGACGGCUUCACUUGCAACGACAUCGAUGAGUGCAGGUCCUCCAGUUACCACUGCCAGUACCAGUGCGUCAACGAGCCCGGGAGGUUCUCCUGCGUUUGCCCUGAAGGGUACCAGCUGGUGGGCAUCAGAAUGUGCCAGGAUAUAAACGAGUGUGAAACAGGCGACCAUCAGUGCACCGACGGGCAGACGUGCGUCAACAUCCACGGCGGGUACCAGUGUGUGAACGCCAACCGCUGCCAAGAUCCAUACGUACACGUCUCUGACAACCGCUGUGUGUGCCCCCAUAGCCAGCCCGCCUGCAGAGAUUUGCCUUACAGCGUGGUCCACCGGUACAUGGCCAUCACCUCGGAGCGCUCCGUACCCUCAGACAUAUUCCUGAUUCAGGCCACCAGCUUCCUGACGGGCUCCCUCAACACCUUCCGCAUCCGGUCCGGAGACGACAACAGGGACUUUUACAUCAGGCAAAACAAUAACUACAGCGCCAUGCUGGUUCUGGCCCGGGCCGUGUCAGGGCCCAGAGAGUACACGUUGGACCUGGAGAUGUUGUCGGGUCACCCUCUGGUCAGCCAGCGGAGCAGCUCCAUCCUCAGACUCUCCAUCUUCGUGGGGCCUUACGCUUUUUAAAGCAGGAGCAGAGUGGAGGGACACAGAUCCAAAAGUAGCUGUAAAACAUAAUUGGUCAAUGCAGUUCAGCCAGUCACUGUGAUAUUUACAUUAUCAGCCUUUUUCUACUCAUUUUGUCCACAGGAAGCAACACUUUCUAUUCAGAAUCCACUUGCGGUGCAGUAAACUCAUUGUAGCACAUCAUCCAAGCUGCUACAUCUUUUAUUGGUUUUACUUUAUUUACAACGACCUGAAAGUUUACUUCUGAGGUGAUUUUACUCCGAUCAGGUUGAAAAGGACUGAAUUGUCAUCAGAUUUAUCCGUCUUAUCACCGGCUCACCUUUGUCCCGUUAAUGUGGUCAGUAACCACUGACGUCAGACCACGGCACCCACACUUCCUCCGUCACCCUCCACUGUUCAUUAUCUGUGUUUGUGCUACUUCUCUGCUGUUUCUGGGUUUGUCAUGUCGUGUUGUACUUUAUAUUUUGAAAGAUUUGAGUCCAAAUAAAACAAUACUCCUUUCA
Fundulus heteroclitus (mummichog) is the source of this 2125-nucleotide messenger RNA. RefSeq names its product EGF containing fibulin extracellular matrix protein 2a (gene efemp2a). Bases 318 to 1622 code for a protein of 434 amino acids. NCBI's taxonomy places the organism in Eukaryota, Metazoa, Chordata, Actinopteri, Cyprinodontiformes, Fundulidae. Gene Ontology annotation, molecular function: calcium ion binding. The record is from RefSeq and is a predicted model, not a curated record. The transcript has 11 exons.